Molecule: messenger RNA, 1815 nt
Organism: Rosa chinensis
Lineage: Eukaryota; Viridiplantae; Streptophyta; Magnoliopsida; Rosales; Rosaceae
Product: F-box/kelch-repeat protein At3g06240
Exons: 2
Coding region: 166-1614 (482 amino acids)
Molecular function (GO): protein binding
Source: RefSeq, a predicted model, not a curated record
GAACUACAGAGAAACAAUUACAACGAUUCUUAUAUAGAACAUCCUGAAUAAUAGCAGGAGUCUCAUCUAUCCAAACAUCAUUAAAGUAAAACAAAGAGAAGCUGACCACUAUAUAAGAAGAAUGUCCUCUACAGUAGUACAGCCUACCCUAGCCGUUCAGAAAACAUGGCGGAGGACCGCGGUAGUGGUGGUGUGGUUAAGCGAAUUCGGAGUGACUACUUCGAUGAAGAUAUAGUUUCGGAGAUACUGGCAAGGCUUCCGGUCAGAUCUUUACUUCGAUUCCGCUGUGUGUGCAAAUCAUGGCGUGCUCUGAUUGCGGAUUCGCACUUUGUGAAGAAACACUUACACUCGAGCUACGCAGAGAGAGGAUUCGGCGACAACAACUCCAGGCUUCUGUUUCUAAUGAAUCCUCCGCUAUCAAUAGACUACGAAGCAUUGAAGGAUCUGAAGGAGGGUGGUGAUGGUUGGUUUGCAAGAAGAGAGCUCCACUUUCCGGUGAAGCUUGCUGCUUACCAAAGAAAUAGGAUUUUGGGUUCUUGCAAUGGGUUGAUUUGUGUUGAAUGCCAAGCGGUGGGGAUUGUCGUAUGGAACCCUUGCACCGGAGAAUACAAGGUGCUACCAAAUCCUCCUACAGAUUGCCAUCCUUCAGAUUUUUAUGGGUUUGGCUAUGACUCCACAACUGAUGAUUACAAGAUCAUAAGGGGGCGUAGGUCUUCGGAGGAGACCCUGAUUCACGUGUUUACGCUGAAAACCGGCUCAUGGAGAACCAUUCGGGAUCAGGAUUAUGCCGAAUUUAGGGGUAAAGGGUGCUUAUUCAAUGGAGCUCUACAUUGGCUUGUGUCUACUUACCCAGGAUCAAGAAUUAUGUCCUUUGGUGUGGCGGAGGAGAAGUUUGAGGAGACAGUUCCGUUACUAGAUGAUUAUCAUGUUUUUCAUGGCGUAUUAGUAUAUAAAGAUCAUCUGUGUGUAUAUCAGAUCUUAGAUGGCAUCCCUGCUGUUUUAUCAGUAUGGUUGAUGGAGGAAUAUGGGGCCAAGGAUUCCUGGACUCAAGUUAUAAAGUUUUCUUUCAAGAAAUUACGUGGAGAGGAGUUGAAGCCCCUGUGCAUUUUGCAGAAUGGUGAAAUUCUGAUGCAUAGGGUUAUGUCUGAUGAUCCUUUUGCAUUUAAUGAUCCUGAUGUGUUUGAUGAGGAUCUUGAUGAGUUGUAUAAUGAACAACUUAUGCAGGAUGAUCCUGAUGUGUUUGAUGAUGAGCCUGGUGUGUUUGAUGAGGAUCUUGAUGAUUUGUAUUAUGAACAACUUAUGCAGGAUGAUCCUGAUGUGUUUGAUGAUGAUCCUGGUGUGUUUGAUGAGGAUCCUGAUGAGUUGUAUUAUGAACAACUUAUGCAGGAUGAUCCUGAUGUGUUUGAUGAUGAUCCUGGUGUGUCUAAUGAGGAUCUUGAGGAGUUGUAUUAUGAACAACUUAUGCAGGAUUAUAAUCAACACUGUAUGUGGAAUGCAGAAAGCCUAUUGGUAUUAACUAAUCAAAAGACAUCAAAGGCUGUUUUUGAAGUUGACUUGGGUUUUGGAGCUGCCACUUUCAGGCAGACUUUAGUUUCACCGGUAACUGGCAUAUGACAUCAACAUUAUAAAUCUUGUCGGCCAUGUGGAAAUCCGAAAUGGUACUUAAAUCGAUGGCAUUUUGCAGUCGCUCUUAGCAUGUCUAUGUCAUGUGCUCAUGGUUCCAAAAUGCUUUGUUGUUACGAAGAUGCUAUCUUAUAUGUAUAUUACUUGUAUGUAUAUUAUAUGUUCUAACGACAUUAUUUUUGGUUGUGUAAA